GGCAACCUCGGUGGAGCGGGCCCAGAAGAGGCUAUACGAGAUCGAUCCGAAGUACAGGACGUCGGUCGACAAAGAGCGCCAAGAGGAGGAGGAGCACUGCGCCAAGCAGGGCGCGGCGCUGGCCCGUCUCUUGGGCCAGAAGCUCGACUCCCUCAUCGAGGGGCAACAGAGGGCGGGCAGCGCGGCCAGCAGUGGCCAUAGCGGAUCCGCCGCUCCCCUCCAGGUACCAGCCGGAGAAGCGACCACCCUCUCGCCUGCGGCGCUCCAGCAGAUCGCCAACGCAGUCACCGCCAAGAUCGGGGCCAAGAGCCGCGAGGACGACGAGCCCGAUGGCGCGAAGACGCCCCCGGCGGAGCUCACGACUGCACAGGCGGAGUGGUUGCAGUCGGUGUUCUCCGGCCCCAAGGUGAAGAAACCGCUUGUCCUGCCGAACAAGAACGUGUCCACCGCCACGGCCGAGAUCAAGAACCGCCUCGCGGACCGCCCCUUCAACCUGAAGGCCCUUGGAGCCUGCCCUGACUUCGCCGAGCCUGGGCAUCCUGGGCCAGACCAGGGGAGUGUGAAUUCUGGGCUCAACUGUGUGGCCGCGGGCAAUCACAACGUACUCUACAUAGUCUUCGGGGCUGGCUAUGUCACGGGAUGCGUGUGCCCGUGGAGCUUCGUGGCUGAGAAUCCCCAUGUCAGCGUGGUAAAAAGCUGGUGGAACCUCAACGUAUGGCGACGAUCAGCCUGGGCAGAGGUGCAGCAGGGUGCAUACAUGGGCAUCCACAUGCUGAAGUCGUUCGCCCAGCUGGACGACGUGAGUCUUCCGGCUUUUGGAGAUCAG
Molecule: messenger RNA, 826 nt
Organism: Prorocentrum cordatum
Lineage: Eukaryota; Dinophyceae; Prorocentrales; Prorocentraceae
Source: the annotation of a GenBank genome assembly